Ictalurus furcatus (blue catfish) is the source of this 1674-nucleotide messenger RNA. It is a transcript of the gene batf3, whose product is annotated as basic leucine zipper transcription factor, ATF-like 3. The coding region runs from base 171 to 512 and encodes 113 amino acids. The record is from RefSeq and is a predicted model, not a curated record. Gene Ontology annotation, biological process: regulation of transcription by RNA polymerase II. Gene Ontology annotation, molecular function: RNA polymerase II cis-regulatory region sequence-specific DNA binding; DNA-binding transcription factor activity, RNA polymerase II-specific. The transcript is spliced from 3 exons. NCBI's taxonomy places the organism in Eukaryota, Metazoa, Chordata, Actinopteri, Siluriformes, Ictaluridae. Gene Ontology annotation, cellular component: nucleus.
GUAAGUGAUGGAGUUUACAAUAAUAUCAGCUUAACUUGGCAAACUUCGUGGUACUCAAUGGCACUUUCGCAAUUUCAUCUCUCCAACUCAUCCCCGCGUGGAAACUAAUCCCGCACUGUGUGUGUGCGUGCGAGUGAGUGUGUGUGUGAGAGUGUGAGAUUUCACCUGCCAUGUCUCUACACACUGCUCCAGACUGCUGCGACGCACCUGUGCUGCAUUUAUACCGAAGAAGUGAGAGCGGGGAUGACGAUGACAGAAGGCUGAAGAGAAGAGAGAAGAACCGCGUGGCUGCGCAGAGGAGCCGUAAACGCCAGACACAGAGAGCUGAUGAGCUGCAUGAGGCUUAUGAGUGCUUGGAGCAGCAAAACAGUUUGCUGAAGAGGGAGGUUCAGCUGCUACUCGAGGAACAGAGAUCCCUGGCAGAGGCUCUCAAACUACAUGAGCCUCUGUGUCCUGUCCUAAACAGCAACAUACUCUCAACCCCAAGACCCACUGAUGGAAUUCCUCCCUGAGUUCUCUCAUCCCUAAACCAGAUAAUAGUAAUAGCAAUUUACUGGCUUCCUCAUGUGGGUGUGCAUGUCAUUACCUGGGAACAACAUUUUUAAAUGCAUCUAUGUUUGCAUAAAUAGUACAGUUUUCCUGCUAAUUUCAUGUGAAUUGAUCAGCAUAUUUAAACUGAUUUAGUAUCAGAUUACUACUUUCCAACAGACUUUUCCAUAAGAUUGUCAAAUCAGUGUUUAUCAGUGUGACACAUUGUACUUUGAUUUAAUUCUGACUCUGCAGGAAAUUAUGUCAACAUUCUGUAUUUAAACAUGUGAAAUAAACUCUUUGGUUCUAGUAGACCACUUAACCACCAACCGUCUGUCUGGUACACCACUGUUUAGUUCAGCACCUUUGGAGGCGUGCCAUGAGAAUGAACACUUCUGCUUUAGACCACAGGCUGCCUAACCAAAAAUACCCUUAUAGGUUUCAGGAUUUCAUGUUGACUGUGAUGCAAUGAUGGUUAUGACGCUGAAUUGUUUUUUUAUUGGUACAUCUGUUCUUGACAGGAAUUGCAUUAUACAUUACACAUGAGUGUUUCUGUUGUGUUCCGUGUUGUUUUUUUGAAGUCAUGUGACCUGUGUAUGUGUUUGUAUAUGUUUUAUGCAGGCUAUAGAAUGUAUACACAAAUUAAUAUAUUUUAAUGUAAUGAAUCAACUGACCGUACAAAGAUGCAGCAAAACUACAAAAGUGGAUUUGCAUUAGCGUAUAUAUAUUUUUUUGUUUUAAAAUGUUCAACUUAAUAAAAAAUACUGGAAAUACAAGACUCUGAUGCAAUGAUUAAAUAAAAGUACAACGGUAUACAGGUAGGGAUCGAUGUACAUGUUGGACAUUCUUCUAUGUCAAUAGAUCUAUGUUAUGUUUGGGAGGAGUCCGGUGUAUCACUUCUCUAAACCUAAACAGUUAUACACAUUCUAAGAGUAUGAACCUUAGACACUUCUUUGUUUCUCUUCCAGUUUUCUCUUCUCAUUCGAAAAGUCCAUGAACUGGACACUGCUCAGGUUACUUUCAUUUCCAGGAAUAAGUAUUCAUGGAAUGUAAACUCAGACCACACUUUGGACGUAUAAAAUGGACCCGUUUCCAGCAUCCAAAACACAUUUCCACUGAAACUGAUAUAAUAAUCAUGUAAACACA